GUUGUUUUCUUCCCCCAUUCGUCUGAUUGAAAAUUGUUUUGUGUUAAUAAUACAUAGUCGAGUUUUUUCUGCCUUUGUUUUUCAUACAGGCACGAUUUCGACAAAGAGAAUUACUGAAAUAAAUGAGUCAUUUCUGUGGCUAUUAUCAGCUUAAUACAGUUUCUGAAAUACUUUCAUUUUAUUUAAAGUAUAAAGCAAAAGUUCAUAAGAGCACAGUUGUUUAUAGGCAACAGUAAACUGCAUACACAUAUAAAAAUGUCACUAGUUUCCGAUCAAGAAUGGGAGGAGUAUAAGUCAAAGUUCAAUAAAGUUUAUUCUGAUGAUGCUGAGGAUAAAUUGCGCCGUGAACGGUACAUUAAAUCCAAGCAAAUGGUGGAAGAACAUAACAAAAAAUACGAGAAUGGCGAAGUUACAUGGAAAAUGGGUAUAAACCACUUAUCCGAUUUAACAGAAGAGGAGUAUUCGGUGCGUUGCGGUAAGAAGGUGACGCCACCCACAUCCUCUUGAGUAUUAAUUAUAUAUGUAUGUAUUUUUUUAUCACUUCGAAUAUUUGUCAUAAAACGGAUUUUAUAUGUAUGCUCUAAAAUGUGUUUUGUAGCCUUCUUUAUUGUAAAAUGUUAAAAAUAUUAAACCAUUGACAAACAAA
Bactrocera neohumeralis is the source of this 646-nucleotide messenger RNA. It is a transcript of the gene cer, whose product is annotated as protein CTLA-2-beta. Lineage: Eukaryota; Metazoa; Arthropoda; Insecta; Diptera; Tephritidae. The transcript is spliced from 2 exons. Bases 256 to 507 code for a protein of 83 amino acids. The record is from RefSeq and is a predicted model, not a curated record.